AUGAACAGCUACGAUGGCCAGGCAGAUGCCCCGGCCGCUGCAUUUCUCACCGAGGGCCCGGGCGAGGAAGUGGAGGCAUCCGAUGACAAGGACGAGGAUGUCAUCCCGCGUUCUGGGUCCGACUGCUACCGCGUCCACCGGGUGCCGGUCUCUGAGGGGGCCAGCCAAGAAACAAUCGAACAGGGGUAUAGCCUGGAGCAUGAAGCACAGGAGGGGCUCCCCGAGCCAACGGUGCUGGCGGCCUUCCGAGCAGUCCUCACGGAUCCGCUUUCAAGGGAGGCAGAAGAGCAGAGCCCGUUGCUGCAGGAAGUGCGCAGCCUCCUUGCAGCUGCUAGGCAGGCGCCGCCCCCGCCCUCGCACCUGGCGGCCACGGCCACCGCAAAGGCGGUCGAGGACCCAGAGCGGCAUUUGUCCCGGCGCCGGGCCCAGGCGCUCUCGCGGCGCUCGCGCCAGGGCCGCCGGCCCCCGGCGAGCCGUGCCGUGUCAGAGACAGCAUCCGAGGCAGGCGAGUCCGAUGCUACUAGCUUGGUCUGUGUGGCAGAGGCCAAGGACUACAACGCCUUGGCUCGCACUGCUCAGCACGUCGGCACGCAGCGGCUGACCUCGGCUUCAGCUCGCCCGCCAGCAAAGAAGGCGGGCGGCUGGCCAGAGAUGUCCCUGGCAGAGACGUCGGUUGGACCGGAGAUGUCGCAGUCAGCCACCAUGUCCGUGAAGCGGGGGCACGAAGAGGCCGUGCACGCGGCGCCCUUCCAGAUCAACGCGAAUAUCCACUUCAAGGGCUGCCGCGAGGAUGAGAUCAUGCUGGCGGAAGUGGAGCGCGAGCAGCUGCAGAAGGUCCUGGCAACGAUGGGCAUCUUGCUGGAGCGGGUUGAGGAGAUCUCCGACCGGACAGAGUCAGAGGAGCCGAGGCCGCAGAAGAGCAGGAAGAGCAAGAGCCCCUUGGAGACGCCCAAGGCCGUACAUGCGGGGGCCCACAUGACGCCGGCGCCCCCGGCAGCUCAGCCGCAGGCCGAGAAAGCAGAGAUGGCGGCACCCGACGGCGAGAUCGAGAAGAUGCUUCGCGAGUUCGACUCUUGGAUCUGA
Molecule: messenger RNA, 1083 nt
Organism: Symbiodinium natans
Lineage: Eukaryota; Dinophyceae; Suessiales; Symbiodiniaceae
Source: the annotation of a GenBank genome assembly